GCAAGUACAUGGCCUGCUGCAUUUUGUACAGGGGGGACAUUUUCCUGAAAGAUGUCAACAUGGCUAUCAGCACCAUCAAGACCAAGCACUCAAUCCAGUUCAUAGAUUGGUGCCCAACUGGAUUUAAGGUGUGCAUCAACCACCAGCCCCCCACUGUUGUCCCUAGUGGAGACCUGGCCAACGUGCAACAGUCUAUGUUCCUGCUGAGCAACUCCACCACUAUUGCUGAGGCCUGGGCCCACCUGGACCAUAAGUUCAAUCUCAUGUAUGCAAAGCAAGCCUUUGUACACUGGCACGUAGUGGAAAGCAUGGAGGAAAGGGAGUUCUCUGAGGCCCAGGAGGACUUGGCAGCUCUGGAGAAAGAUUACAAAGAGGUGAGCAUGGAUUCUGUGAAGGAGGCCGAAGAAGGGGAAGAAUACAGAAUGGGAGAGUGUGGCUGGCAGGCAUUCCUCUCUUUCACUCUCUCAUGCCAUCCCUCAGCAUGGCUGGUUUCAAGUUGCUUACAAUUCAAGUUUCUGUAUUAA
Molecule: messenger RNA, 524 nt
Organism: Ceratotherium simum simum (southern white rhinoceros)
Lineage: Eukaryota; Metazoa; Chordata; Mammalia; Perissodactyla; Rhinocerotidae
Product: tubulin alpha chain-like
Biological process (GO): microtubule-based process
Cellular component (GO): microtubule
Molecular function (GO): structural constituent of cytoskeleton; GTP binding
Source: RefSeq, a predicted model, not a curated record